GUAGCAUAGAGAGCGGAGGACUGGGGACGCCUCUUCCUCCCGGGCCUGGCUCCGCCCACUGCUUCCGGUUCCGGAGAGGGGGCCGUGUUUCUGUCAGGGCGAUGGGGCGGAGGUGUCCGGCGGGGAUCGCGGUGGGGCCGCUGCUGCUGUUUGGGGGGUUGCUCGGCCUGGCUGGGGCUUCCGAUCUGCCUCUCGUCACUUGCGGCUCUGUCGUGAAGCUCCUCAACACGCGCCACAACGUCCGGUUGCACUCACAUGACGUACACUACGGGUCCGGCAGUGGGCAGCAGUCAGUGACAGGGGUAUCAGAUGUGGAUGACAGCAACAGUUACUGGCGGAUCCGAGGAAAGACCUCUACAGUGUGUGAGAGAGGAACCCCGGUGAGAUGUGGCCAGGCCAUCAGGCUGACUCAUGUCAACACUGGGCGCAAUCUUCACAGUCACCACUUCUCUUCACCCUUGUCUGGCAACCAGGAAGUGAGUGCAUUUGGGGAAGAAGGUGAAGGGGACCAUCUGGAUGACUGGACAGUCCUCUGCAGUGGCUCACACUGGGUGAGGGACGAUGAGGUUCGGUUCAAACAUGCUUCUACUGAUGUGCUGCUGUCUGUCACGGGAGAGCAGUAUGGACGGCCCAUCAGUGGCCAAAGAGAGGUGCAUGGCAUGGCCCAGCAGAGCCAGAACAACUAUUGGAGAGCCAUGGAAGGCAUCUUUAUGAAGCCCAGUGAGCUGCUUCGGACUGAAGCCCAUCAUGCUGAACUGUGAGGGCCCAUCAGCUCUCCUCUCCGCCUUGCCUCACCACACAGUGUUGAGUUAUACCCACUGUUUUCCCCAUUGGAACAGCAUAGGCUUCAUCAUCCUUGGGGUGAGGAUCCAACGUGGGAAAUUUCCAAGGUUCCUUAAGAGCAGCAACUCCCUCCCUGCCAAUAUGCAUCUCUCCUUAUCCUGGAUUUGGCUUCACCUCCUAAAUGUGGGAGUUAUUGCCAGUGGUGGGACUGAUCUUUUCAUCCAUUUAGAAGAAAUGGAGGUGGAAGAAACAAUAAACAUCUCUUGGAGACGGGAGAUUCCCCUCAUUCGAGUGCUUUGUCAUGAUAAUCCGUUAAUAAGUGGAGGAGUACAGUCUCCAAUACAUACAUUUUCUCAGGAGUAAUAAAAAGAAUUUGACUCUCA
Phascolarctos cinereus (koala) is the source of this 1166-nucleotide messenger RNA. RefSeq names its product stromal cell derived factor 2 (gene SDF2). The record is from RefSeq and is a predicted model, not a curated record. Lineage: Eukaryota; Metazoa; Chordata; Mammalia; Diprotodontia; Phascolarctidae.